Oncorhynchus mykiss (rainbow trout) is the source of this 2624-nucleotide messenger RNA. RefSeq lists its product as uncharacterized. Gene Ontology annotation, biological process: regulation of transcription by RNA polymerase II. Gene Ontology annotation, molecular function: RNA polymerase II cis-regulatory region sequence-specific DNA binding; DNA-binding transcription factor activity, RNA polymerase II-specific. Gene Ontology annotation, cellular component: nucleus. The record is from RefSeq and is a predicted model, not a curated record. NCBI's taxonomy places the organism in Eukaryota, Metazoa, Chordata, Actinopteri, Salmoniformes, Salmonidae.
GACGGAACGCUUCUUUCAACAGCAGCAACAGUUCGUCAGCCAGCUCGGUAGCUUGCUAGACAAAAUAGACGAACCAAUGAAGCUCUUUAGACGCUUUAGUGUAUAUUAGCCACUGUGUUUUAAACCCACUUCUGUCGUCUAGUUAGUUAUCCGAUGUAAUUGCACUGUGUUGUUAUUAGUCAGCUAGCGGGCUGGUUAAGUUAGCAUUAGCCUAGCUGGCUAACAUCUCCAACCAUGAGGUUACUAAGCUACCCUCCUUCUAAAGAGGAGGAAGAUAUCACAGUAAAACAAGAAGUAGAGGUUGAGGCUGUUACUGUGAAAGAAGAGGAAGAGGCGUUCAGAGUGAAAGAGGAGGAGGAUGUUACAGUAAAAGGAGAGGAGGAAGAGAAAGAGGGUCUGUGGCUGAACAUUGUCGUGAAAGAGGAGGAGGGAGAGAAGGAUGUUACAAUACAAAAACAAGUAGAGGGUGAGGCUGUUACAGUAAAAGAAGAAGAGAAAGACGUUUCAGUGAAAGAAGAGGGAGACGCGUUCAGAGUGAAAGAGGAGGAUGUUACAGUAAAAGGAGAGGAUGAAGCAGUUUAUGGAGUGAAGGAGGAGGGGGAGAUGACUGUUACAUCGGAAGAGGAGGAGGAAACUGGAUAUCUGGGCCCAGUUUUCCAAACACAUCUUAAGGCAUCCAACAACGAAUUUACCCAUAAGAUGGUUUUGAGAAACCGUUCCCUGAUCAACACUAGAGAGAGACGGGACUAUUGUGGAUCCUCUGGGGAGCCUCAACAACUUAAUGAUGCUGAUGAGGCAGAGAAGAGUCUCUCCAGAUCAGAACACAUCAAGAAACACCUGCAGAGAUCCACAGGGAAGAGAACUCACUGCUGCUCUGACUGUGGGAAGAGAUUCACCUCAUCAGGCAUUAAAAUUCAUCAGAGGAUCCACACUGGAGAGAAACCUUAUAGCUGUGGUCAAUGUGGGAAGAGAUUUACUACAUCUGGUUCUCUGACUCUACACCAGAGAAUACACACAGGAGAGAAACCUUAUAUCUGUGGUCAAUGUGGGAAGAGUUUUACCUCAUCUAGCAGUUUGACUCAACACCAGAGAAUACACACAGGAGAUAAACCUUAUCGAUGUGUACAAUGUGGGAAGAGUUUUACUGAGUCUGGUGGUCUGACUAUACACCAGAGAACACACACAGGAGAGAAACCUUAUAGGUGUGAUCAAUGUGGGAAGAGUUUUGGUCAAUCUGGCCAUCUGACAGUGCACCAGAGAAUACACACAGGAGAUAACUCCUAUAACUGUGAUCAAUGUGGUAAGAGUUUUAUUACAUCUAGCAAUCUGACUCUACACCAGAGAACACACACAGGAGAGAAAUCUCAUAGCUGUGAUCAAUGUGACAAGAGAUACUCUGAUAAAAGACAUCUGAUCAAACAUCAGAAAAUACAUAUGAAACAACUCCUUCAUGUAUCAUUGAACUAUCCCACUUAGCAAAAUGUAAUUGAAAAUAUGUUGUAAAUAAGGCUAAUUGUCUUUAUUCCACUACCGAAGAAGCAUGAUUCAAAUCACCUACUCAUAUUUCAAACAUCCAGCCUGACAAAAUAUACAUGUUUAAUUAUUCCAUGCCUCACCACAAAGUUAAUUAUUGCCAAUAUAUAUUAACAAAGGAGUGUGUUUGGUUUUGAUUAUUCAUAUUUACAAUUCAUGUAACAUUUAUGAAUCAUAAUUAUUUAUGCAAUCAACUGACAUGUUUUGGCUACAAUUAUAUUGACAUUGUUGCUCUGCUUUUAAAAUAUCAGAGUUAUGUACCAGAGCAUGACAUUGGGGACCUGAUCCAACAGCAUGCCUAUUGAGUGAACCCUGAAAAGAGAGAGAAGCUCUGCAGUGAGGUGGAAAGUUACUACGGAUAUUAAGGAGCUAGUUCUAGAAGCUAGUGAGUUUUAGGAAGACGAGAGUUCUAGAAGCUAGUGAGUUUUAGGAAGACGAGAGUUCUAGAAGUUAGUGAGUUUUAGGAAGACGAGAGUUCUAGAAGCUAGUGAGUUUUAGGAUUCUAUAGAAAGAAAAUUUAGAAAAAUAAUAUGAUUGUAUAUUAUUAUUUAGAGAUACGUGUUUUUUCUUGUUUUUAAUUGUUGCCAGCCAGUAGACACCAUGUUUAUAUUGGUGAAGGUGAAGCAUUGUAGUUGAUUAUAAUGUGAAAUUGAAGUUGUUUUCUGUUGGUGGUAAGCAAACCUGUCUAUCAAAAAUAUUGAAUAUAUGUGUUGUCUUAAAGGGGAAGGUUUUACACACUUUGGUUUUUAGGUUGGAUUUUAGCACGUAUAGCUCGUCAGCACGUAUAGCUCCCGUUUACGUUCAGCAUGUAGGACGCACUGAUUGGUGUCACCUCGUUAGUCACUGUGUUACACCUGUGCUGGCUUGUCCAUCUCGUUAUGGUUGAAUAUUGCCUCAUGUUGUUAAUAUUUUAAUCAGAGGAUUUUCCUUAGUCUUUCAGUUGUUAAUCUUCUGUUUUUUAUCAUCUUAUAUGUGUUGUGUAUUAAAUAUGUCUGUUUAUUUUUGUAAAUUCAUGUGAAGCCAUUGUGUUGCAUCCAUGUCUGAAAUGUGCUGUAUAAAUAAAGCUUGAUAUAAUUUGAACGUAUUGCAAA